CCGUAAGGCAGUCGUUAGAAAUCCUGACAGUGACAUACUCCGCAAUUGUCCGCCGCAAAAUGAAAACUUGAUAAUCUUCGGGGUUUUAUACAAAAUUCCCGUGCGAAAUCGCCAGCCUUCCAUCCAAAGUGCAUCAUGGCGGAGCCAGGCUAUGUGUCGAUAUGUGAUCUCGACUUCACCGACUUGACCCUCUACCAGCACCCACCAUGUAUGUUCACGCUUUGGUGGCUGGGAAUUUUCGUCAACGCCAUUUGGGACCCCAUUAAAGAAGCGAUCGAGCAUAUUCUAAAGAGUGAAGGUGGCGGUGACGAAUGGCAGUACCGGUAUACUGGAUUCAACACCAAAAUACCAGAUCACUCAUUUCCACCGGUUUGUCGUCUCUAUCGGUCAGCCCGCUAGUCCUUAACCCGUCUCAAGGCGAGGAAGGCGACGAAGAAGUCGUCGCUGAUGAUGAAGUCGUCGGUGAUGAUGAAGUCGACGGUGAUGACGAAAUUGACGGUGAUGAAGAACAAGAAGGAGGAGAAGAGGCAGGAGGUGCAGAGAAGGCUGGAGGAGAAGAAGAAGAGGAGGAAGAAGGAUAAAUAAUACAAUAACAGACAAAUAGCAUUAACUAUAUAUCUCAUUUUAUUAUCGCGGCUUCAUUAAUAUACAUGUCAUAAGCAGGUGGAUUUUUACUCGAUUAUUUUUGGUUUAGAUACACACUGUUCUUAAAGUCGAGACUUUCCUUCACAUAGGAUAUAAUGCUUGUAUAAAUAAAAAUGUCUCCUAUAUGCGCACACAAGCGGUCCAGGGGUAUUACGUAUCUUGAAAAGUGAUAUUAUGUCGUUUUUUUCAUUGUGUCGGUUUUUU
Messenger RNA from Acanthoscelides obtectus, 849 nucleotides. Lineage: Eukaryota; Metazoa; Arthropoda; Insecta; Coleoptera; Chrysomelidae. The record is from the annotation of a GenBank genome assembly.